AUGUCAAGUGAAAAUUUCAAUCUUUGCAAAUGUUGCCACUACAGUGGCUCCCAAAAAACCGAAGCAGAAAGUUAUACAUCGGUUGAACAUAAUCUACCUAAAUUUCAUAAUAAUAAUAUGGAUAAUGCAACAGCUAUGCUAGAGUCUAACAAAAUUCAAGCAUUACAAAAUAUUUCUGAAGAAGGCUUGAUUAAAAUUUGCAAACUAAUCCAGACCAUGAAUAGCGAAAUUGACAUCUUAAAGAAUAGAAUUAACAAGAAGCCGGUGAAGAUAGAUUUCGAUUGUGAAGAUUGUAUAGGAAGCAAUUUUUUGACAUUUUUAAUGGUAUAUACUUUUGCCCUAAUGUUCAUCGGAGUUAUGGUUUACGGAUCAGAUAUCGCUACUACAUGA
Scheffersomyces coipomensis is the source of this 390-nucleotide messenger RNA. RefSeq lists its product as uncharacterized. Lineage: Eukaryota; Fungi; Ascomycota; Pichiomycetes; Serinales; Debaryomycetaceae. The record is from RefSeq and is a predicted model, not a curated record. Bases 1 to 390 code for a protein of 129 amino acids. The transcript has a single exon.